AUGAUACUUCGAACAUGGGUUCGUGGUGUUUCUACAGUACUGUCUCGUGGCAGGCCCUCGCUAAGUACAAUAUUACCUGCUAAGAAAGCAAUCAACCGUAUGCUAUUUGACAAUAAUACCAGACUCUCUUACAAAAAAAUGAUUCCGGUGCUCGAAUCGAUUUAUGACAAUUUGGACAGCCCAGAAAAAAUUCAAUUACCGAGAUAUGUUCAGCAUAAUGACUUGAUGCAAUUCAAAGAGAUGCUUGCAAUGGUACGAAGCUCCACCAAUUCAGUGAAUAAGAACUUGGCUCGUCUUGAGAAUGAGUUGGUCGAACAAGCUGCUGAGCUAGGCAAUAAUGAUGCAAUAACCAUGUUGGCUUUUGAAACCAUUCGUAAGCCUGAUGUCAAUAAAGAAGACUACCAGUAUGCAAACAGCUUGAUAGAAGAACUCACGAACAUAAAACAUCCCUUGGUGUUUAAAAUGGGUGGAGAUUUGGCUUUCGAAAAGAAGUUUUAUCCUCAAGCGGAACAAUUUUGGAAGAAUUUUUUGGACUUGGAAAGCAACACUAUACUAGCUGGACAAGUCCAUGCCAAACUCGGGGCGUACUACUUCCAAUACCUCAAACCUAGACCGAAUCUAACUUUGGCAAAAAUGCAUUUCGAGAAGAGCAUAAAACUAGGAGAGUUCGAUGGCCACAUAUUACAAUCUUAUUACUAUUUGGGUCAGCUUUACUCUACUACAGACCCCACAUUAUCGCGAUAUUAUCUUGAAGUUGCAGCGAGUAAAGGUUUUAAGGAAAGUUUUGCAUCGCUCGGAUUUUUAGAAAUGAACAUGUUCAAAAAUUUCAGCAUGUCUAUGGAAUGGUUCAAACUUGGCGUGGAGGCAAGCAAUGAUGUGUCCUGCCUCAUUGGUCUAUUUGAUUCCUAUGUCGGUACUAAGGAACUUCUGGGUGCAAGAAAGGUUCUCAAAUCACUCUUGAACCUUCAACAGAAAGUGAAAAAGUUUGCAGAUACUGACAAAGUUCCUGAGACUUUCAAAUUAGACAUGUUAACCACACAGUCUAUGUUACAGGUGUUUUUCCGCACGAGGAAAGAUUCUAUAGCCCAGCUUCAAUGA
Molecule: messenger RNA, 1098 nt
Organism: Meyerozyma guilliermondii ATCC 6260
Lineage: Eukaryota; Fungi; Ascomycota; Pichiomycetes; Serinales; Debaryomycetaceae
Exons: 1
Coding region: 1-1098 (365 amino acids)
Molecular function (GO): protein binding
Source: RefSeq, a predicted model, not a curated record